Molecule: messenger RNA, 285 nt
Organism: Cryphonectria parasitica EP155
Lineage: Eukaryota; Fungi; Ascomycota; Sordariomycetes; Diaporthales; Cryphonectriaceae
Exons: 2
Source: RefSeq, a predicted model, not a curated record
AUCGAGUCUACUGGUUACGAGGUCAUGCUGUGUUCGUUGUGUCUGGAAGAAGGGGUGCGGUGCAAAAUGGUUGAUGGGGUAAAGAGUUGUUCUCAGUGUACCAAGCGGGGUUGUUCAUGUGACGCUGGCUGGGUUUCUAUGUCCUCUCAACGUCUGCUGGAACGCCAGCGAGAGUUAGCGGAUGCUCAAGCUCGUCUUUCCGAGUCCUUAGGUCGUUUGUUUCGUUUGAAGAAGCAGCAACGCUUCCUUCAGGAGAAGGGGAUAAAGCUGGUAAAUGAGGGUCUG